AUGGAAAGUGAUCUGAACAGUUUGCGAGGUUUGGUGGAAGAACUCAGAACAGAGAAUGAUAUUUUAAAGAAAUCAUUAAUACAAUGUCAUUUAAAUAUCAUGGCAUUGGCAAAAGGUCUUGUUGCCAGAGACCUCAGAAUUUAG
This is a messenger RNA of Entrophospora sp. SA101, 144 nucleotides long. NCBI's taxonomy places the organism in Eukaryota, Fungi, Glomeromycota, Glomeromycetes, Entrophosporales, Entrophosporaceae. The record is from the annotation of a GenBank genome assembly.